This is a messenger RNA of Condylostylus longicornis, 558 nucleotides long. Its product is annotated as ribosomal RNA small subunit methyltransferase B-like. The record is from RefSeq and is a predicted model, not a curated record. The transcript is spliced from 4 exons. Bases 1 to 558 code for a protein of 185 amino acids. Lineage: Eukaryota; Metazoa; Arthropoda; Insecta; Diptera; Dolichopodidae.
AUGAACGCAGUUAGGGUUCGACAUCUUGAAAACUGUCUUAGCCUUUUCGAUAAAGUAUCAACAAUCGCCAACCCACUCGAUCGAUUCCUUCAAAUGCUCUACCGUCAAUUAUUACUCAAAGGUGUUGCUAUUGAAAAAUGUGCAUCGUCACCAAUCGGACUGCAAUUAACUGUCCAACAGCAGUUGAGAAAUAUACCUGAGUAUAAUGAAGGGUUGAUUGAAAUCCAAGACGAGUCGUCCCAAUUAGUAGCUAUGAAAAUAAAAUGUCAACCUGGAGAAAGAGUCCUCGACUAUUGUUGUGGGAGAGGAGGGGAACUUGUACUCCACGAUAUCAAUCUCGAUGUAGUUGCAUCUGCUAAGAUUCGGUUGAAGAAUGCCGGAAUUCGAAACGCAAAAUUUACAUCCGAUGAAACAUCUCUCAAUAGAUUGAAGGAAAAAUGUGAUUGGGUACGCUUUGUCGAAAAGCGCCACAUACUUGCAGUUUUAGGUGAUAUGCGAUUUGAAGAAACUGGUCAACACACAGCGGGAAAUUGUCUCGAAGUCACUUCAGUAUCUUAA